Molecule: messenger RNA, 3648 nt
Organism: Penaeus chinensis
Lineage: Eukaryota; Metazoa; Arthropoda; Malacostraca; Decapoda; Penaeidae
Product: extensin-2-like
Exons: 2
Biological process (GO): regulation of RNA splicing
Cellular component (GO): nucleus; cytoplasm
Source: RefSeq, a predicted model, not a curated record
AUCCGGACGUGGGUGUUCGGCAUCCUCCUCCUGGCCCAGGCUUCGGUCUCGUCCGGUGACACCCUGGACACAUACUCGGAGGUCCCAGCCCAGGGCCCACACGCCACCCACUCCCCACAGCCCACAGCCCACUCCCCGCACCCCGCAGCCCACUCCCCACACCCCACGGCCCACUCUCCACACCCCACGGCCCACUCCCCACACCCCACUCUCCACUCUCCACACCCCACAGCCCACUCUCCACACCCCACGGCCUUCCCACACCUCACCUUCCCCUCCGUCCAGGGCUCGUACGCCCCGCCCCACGCAGGCUACCCGUCCCCGACGCCCUACGCGGCCCCUGGGUACCCCUCGUACCCCGUGCCUGCCGCCUAUGGCACACCGAGUCCCUACGGAGGGCUCCUCGCUCCGCAGUACCCGACGGCUGGGUACGGAGCCCCCUAUGGCUACCCGACGCCUCAGUAUUCCGUGCCUUUGCUAGGCUAUGGGGGUACGGUACUACCCCACGCCGCUCCUACAGAUGCCUACGCAGCGCCUGAGCCUGAGCCUGCUGCUGACUACAAGGCACCUGCUGCUGACUAUAAGGCACCUGCUGCUGACUACAAGGCGCCUGCUGCUGACUAUAAGGCACCUGCCGCUGACUAUAAGGCACCUGCCGCUGACUACAAGGCACCUGCUGCUGACUAUAAGGCACCUGCCGCUGACUAUAAGGCACCUGCCGCUGACUACAAGGCACCUGCUGCUGACUACAAGGCACCUGCUGCUGACUACAAGGCACCUGCUGCUGACUACAAGGCUCCUGCUGCUGGCUACGUGUACAAGGCUCCCGAGGGACUGCCCCAACCUGGGUAUCACGCCCCGAAACCGACCUACAAGCCUCCCACGGCUUACAAAGCACCGGCACAACAAGGUUACGACUACACACCUCCUGAAACUGCUUACAAGGCCCCUGCUGCUGACUACAAGGCUCCUGCUGUUGACUACAAGGCCCCUGCUGCUGACUACAAGGCGCCCGCUGCUGGCUAUGACUACACGCCUCCCGAAACUGCUUACAUAGCCCCUGCUGCAGACUACAAGGCUCCUGCUGCUGGCUACGUGUACAAGGCCCCCGAGGGACUGCCCCAACCUGGGUAUCACGCCCCGAAACCGACCUACAAGCCUCCUACGGCUUACAAAGCACCUGUACAGCACGGUUACGACUACACGCCCCCCGUAUCUGCUUACAAGGCCCCUGCUGCUGACUACAAGGCACCUGCUGCUGACUACAAGGCCCCUGCCGCUGACUACAAGGCACCCGCUGCUGACUACAAGGCGCCCGCUGCUGGCUAUGACUACACACCUCCCCAGACUGCUUACAAGGCUCCUGCUGCAGACUACAAGGCUCCUGCUGCUGGCUACGUGUACAAAGCCCCCGAGGGACUGCCGCAACGAGGCUACCACGCCCCGAAACCGACCUACAAGCCUCCAACUGCCAGCGGGUAUGAUUAUACACCCCCUAAAUCAGACUACCUGCCUCCUAAGUCUGAUUAUGAGGCUCCUGCCCCUGGCUACGUGUACAAGGCCCCUGAGGGACUGCCCCAACGAGGCUACCAUGCUCCCAAACCGACUUACAAGCCUCCAACUGCCAGCGGAUAUGAUUAUACGCCCCCUAAGUCGGACUACUUGCCUCCUAAGUCUGAUUAUGAGGCUCCUGCUGCUGGCUACGUGUACAAGGCCCCUGAGGGACUGCCACAACGAGGCUACCAUGCUCCCAAACCGACUUACAAGCCUCCAACUGCCAGCGGAUAUGAUUAUACGCCCCCUAAGUCGGACUACUUGCCUCCUAAGUCUGAUUAUGAGGCUCCUGCUGCUGGCUACGUGUACAAGGCUCCCGAGGGACUGCCCCAACGAGGCUACCACGCUCCGAAACCGACCUACAAGCCUCCCACGGCUUACAAAGCACCCGCACAGCACGGUUAUGACUACACGCCUCCUGAAACUGCUUACAUAGCCCCUGCUGCAGACUACAAGGCUCCUGCUGCUGGCUACGUGUACAAGGCUCCCGAGGGACUGCCCCAGCGAGGCUACCACGCCCCGAAACCGACCUACAAGCCUCCAACUGCCAGCGGAUACGACUACACGCCCCCUAAAUCAGACUACCUGCCUCCUAAGUCAGAUUACGAGGCCCCCAAGUCAGAUUACGAGGCCCCCAAGUCAGACUACGAGGCCCCCAAGUCGGGCUACAGGAUCCACGACCCCUCGUACUCGACCACGAUGGACCCCAACUGGCGGCCGAAGUUCACGACCCCCUACCCCGACGCCGUGACCUUCGUCCCCCCCUACGACUACAGCCAGUACCACGACGGCUACCUCGCCAAGGGGCACGACCAUCACCACGACGACCACGCGGACGACCAUCACGACGACCCCCACUACCAGAUCGACUACAAGAUCGACUCGGCCCACGCCCCUUCGGUCUCUACCUACGGCGGGAUCCUCCACGACGACCACCAGCCAGGCUAUGCCCCGGACCCGACUAUCUACCCGUCCGCUGACACCCACGCGGCCUCGGGCGGGUAUGGGUAUGCCACGCCCAAGCCUGCGUACCACGAGGCACCCGCUGCUGACUACAAGGCACCUGCUGCUGACUACAAGGCACCUGCCGCUGACUACAAGGCACCUGCUGCUGACUACAAGGCACCUGCUGCUGACUACAAGGCACCUGCUGCUGACUACAAGGCACCUGCUGCUGACUACAAGGCUCCUGCUGCUGACUACAAGGCACCUGCUGCUGACUACAAGGCACCCGCUGCUGACUACAAGGCACCUGCUGCUGACUACAAGGCACCUGCCGCUGACUACAAGGCACCUGCCGCUGACUACAAGGCGCCCGCUGCUGACUACAAGGCACCUGCUGCUGACUACAAGGCACCUGCUGCUGACUACAAGGCACCUGCUGCUGACUACAAGGCACCUGCUGCUGACUACAAGGCGCCUGCUGCUGACUACAAGGCGCCUGCUGCUGACUACAAGGCACCUGCCGCUGACUACAAGGCUCCUGCUGCUGACUACAAAGCACCCACUGCUGACUACAAGGCACCUGCUGCUGACUACAAGGCUCCUGCUGCUGACUACAAAGCACCCGCUGCUGACUACAAGGCACCCGCUGCUGACUACAAGGCACCUGCCGCUGACUACAAGGCACCCGCUGCUGACUACAAGGCACCUGCUGCUGACUACAAGGCACCCGCUGCUGACUACAAGGCGCCUGCUGCUGACUACAAGGCACCCGCUGCUGACUACAAGGCACCUGCUGCUGACUACAAGGCACCUGCUGCUGACUACAACCCACCCGCUGCUGACUACAACGCCCCUGCUGCCGGCUACGACUACAACGCCCCUGCUGCCUCCCUGCCCUCGCUUGAUUAUGGACAGGCCGAAAGGGUCUACGGCGUGCAAGGGGCGGGGCCUAUCUACGCACCGCCCACACUGCCGCACAGGGUUCUGGACCCCUACGCCGCGGUCUCUGCCUACGACGACCUCUAUUUGGCCCCGCGACCUCUGAGGAGGAGGAGGCCGGGGCGCAGGCGCUUCAGGGGCAGAGUCUGGCGCUCCGUCGAGUAAAGCCGCUUCUCGCUCUCUCUCUCUUCUCUCUUCUCUUUGUCUUUG